Messenger RNA from Tetrahymena thermophila SB210, 4080 nucleotides. Its product is annotated as zinc finger transcription factor sma protein, putative. Gene Ontology annotation, molecular function: guanyl-nucleotide exchange factor activity. The record is from RefSeq and is a predicted model, not a curated record. Lineage: Eukaryota; Ciliophora; Oligohymenophorea; Hymenostomatida; Tetrahymenidae. The transcript is spliced from 13 exons.
AUGAAAUCUACCUCAAACAAGCCAUUCAUCCCUUAACCAGGGCAGCUUAACGUAGGGUAAAAUGGAGUUUCUAACAGCGAGAAUGUGUCUUAACCUCAGCCAUAAUAUACAUAAAAGAUCCAAGUUAUCCAACAUACUGCUCCCUCCGAAGGCGGAGCUGAGCCCUCUCCUUCUGCUAACUAGGCCUCUACCCAUGCACCCUCAUAAGCUACUACUACUUAGCAACCUGAUACAUUAAGUUAGAACUCUUCAUCGCAAGCACAAAAUUAGCAAUAGCAAGUCCCUACAACCCUUGCUUAAGCUCAAGCAGUAUUAGCUGCCACUGCAGCUGCUGCUGGCUAAAUUAGUUCACCUGCAAUAAAUCCUAACCAAGAGCAGACUCAUUCUUAGGUAAACUAGUCUCUUGAUGAAAAACUUCUAGGUUAAAACGCUGCCGCCGCAGCCGCAAUAGCUGCUACCAUGAAUGGACAGAUGCAACUAGACCAUGCAGCUAUCUAAUAGCUUAUUCAGUAGAGUCUUUUACCCUAAUAAUAGUAAAACUAGCAAAAUUAAUAAUAGUAACAAUAAUAGCAGUAAUAGCUAUAGUAAGCCCAAGCCUAGUAGUAAUAAUAGCAUGCACUUGCAGCAGCAGCCGCAGCUCAGCAAUAAUAGUUUUUAUAAAUAUAACAGCAAUAAGCUCUCCAAGCUCUAAACUUGCAAAAUCCAAACAUUAGCGAGUAGCAAAUGCGCGCUCUUUUGACUGAGCAAUUUAAUUUAUAGUAGCAAACUUAGCAACCUCUUUAAUCUAAUUUACAAACAGCUAAUCACUAAUAACUUCUUAAUUCUCUCGUUCCUUAGUUGCUCAAUAAGCCUAAUGGGUUCCCAAAUAUUAUCCCUCCUCUUACUCAACAAGCCUAGCUUUAAUAAUCGCCUUAAAGCUAAGUGUAAAACCCUACCCAAUUACAGCAAGAUAGUGCUGAUAAAAAAAUAAAAGUAAAGUCAGAAAAUAUUCAAGGCUAGGGCGUCUAACUGAAUGGAAAUUCCCCACCUCUAGGAGCCAACAGUAUACCUUCCCAAAAUCUAAUAGGAAGCAACCCUUUGAAUCCCCUCUCAUAAUAGAAUGGAGCUACAAAUGGAGCAAACGGCAAUACCAAUAACAAUAAGGCAACUGUUUGCACACAACCUAUAGACAACUGCAAUGUAGUAUCAUCUAUUGGAAUGAGCUAAAUAAACUAACCCUAGACAGAUAAAAGUAAGUGGGAAUGGAUGCCUUGCACAUUUUAUAUCAAGCAAAAUAUUGAUGAUCGCACUAUAGUUUGGAGUUUAAAACCCAGUGUUGGUUUUGGCAGUCCAAGAUAGGAUGGAUCCUCUCCAAAGACAAACAUGACAAUAUGGAUGGAAAGAAAUUUCAUUUAUGAUGAAGAUAUGGGCUGGAAUUGGCACAAGAGUUGGAUACUUCCUAAUCUAUGUGUAAAGUUAGAGAUUAUAGACCCCAAAACUAAUGAGAUCUUCAAUCCUCCAAAAAAUACUUUUGCGUAAAUCUAUGCAGUCAAAGCAGCGACUAAAGAUAUUUCGAAUUUCCACAUAGUUGACAUAGGCUUGAAAGGCAACGACAAGAUUCCUCUUGAAAGUGGAACAGUGACCUUUAACGCCAUAAAAUUCACCUCAACUUCUUACAACAAUGAUGGUAAUAAAUUUAAUUUAGUAGUCGCCAUCACUUUGUAAAAUGAAAAUGAUCCUCACCCAAAGGUAAUUGAAGCUAAAAUUUCCCCUCCUAUUUUCGUUGAUUCAAGAAAAUCAGCUCGUGAAACCCAAACAACAAAGUAAGACGUUAAGGUUAAUAGCUUCUAUGACUUAUUCUUACCUGAAAUAUUUGACAAGUAACUCGUUAAGAGAAAAAAAACAGAAAAAGAAUAGGUUUCCGAAGAAAUUAAGAAUGAUAUCACUGGAUUUACCAACUAUUUUACUGCUCCCAACAUCAGAAACAAAGUUAAGCACCCUUUCUUUUUGGCAUAUAAAUUCUCAAAGUGUGUUAAAUUGUACUAUAACACUGACCAGUACAAGCAUAGUAGCACUGAAUAUAUUGUAGAAAGAACCCUUGAAAUUUUGCAAGAUUAUGGAAAAUCAAAGAAUAAUGGCUCAUCUAAAAACAAGAAAUAAACAAACAGCUUUGAUAAAGUCAAUUAAAAUGCUUAUAUUACACUUGCAUUAAAUGUCAGCUAACAAAGUAAUUUCUACAUGAACAAGAAGAUAGGAGAACUUCUUGGUCCUCUUGAUAACUCUAUUGUAAAUGUUAUUUUUGAAUAAAACUUUAUCCCUGAGAAAUAUUCACUUGUGAGUGAUAUUGAAGGCAUCAAGAAUGAAUACAUCCGCUGCUAUAAUAAUAUCAUUCAAAAAUCUAAUUAAGCUGGUCCUAGAAUAGGAUAAGGAGGAAGUAAACUCGAAUAUGGCCACAAAAAAGUUAAAACAGAUGACAAUAGUGAUGGUUCCUCAGGCUCUGGAGGUGAUGACGAAUCUAAUCAAGUCAGUUCAUUAAAUCCAUCAAACAUUUAAGAAUAAAUUAAACAACAGUAGAAUGCCAUCUAAUAAUAAAUAUUUGGUGGUAUUUCAUAAGAUCCUAAUAGCUAAUUAAAUCUUUAAACCCUUUAACAGCUUGUUUAGAACUAAUCUGGUUUAGCUGCUUUAGGAACAAACCCAAUGCUUAAUCUUACUUUAUAAGCUUAACAGUAAUAAUAAUAACAACCAUAGCAAUAAUAGUAAUAGUAGUAGGCUGCAUAGACUCCUUCUAAUGUUCAAGAAUAAUUAGCUAAACAGUAGUAGUAGCUGCUUGCUGCAUAAAAGCUCUCAAAUAAUACCUCUGUUCAUUAAGCUUAAUAAGGUGCUAAUGUUUCUGCAAGUUCAGCAUUUGCUUCCUUAAAUAAUCCUUUAAGCAUAUUAUAAGCUGCUUAACAAGCACAAUAAAAACCAGCAUAAGCAUAAUAAUAAAAUCCUGUAUAAUAGACUUAAUUACUUUAAGGAGUAGGUGCUUAGAAUAACACUCAAUAGCAGCUUUAAUAGCAAAUGCUCCAAUAACUUCUUCUUCAAAAAGAUCUAUAAUAGCAACUGAUUCAAAACCCUUAACUAUAACAAAAAAAUAACAUAAAUAUCAGCUCAUUAAUACAAUAAUUAGGAUAUCAGGGCUAAUAAUAAGGUUAAGUUUAGAACCCUCAAUUAGCAGCAUCACUUAAUGCUGCUCAUUAACUACAAUAAGUAGCUUCAUAGCAAUAACCUUUACAAUAAUAACAAGCUAUUUAGUAACAAGUGUUGUAAUAAAUUUCGACAUAAUUAUAACUAGAAAUGAGCAAAAUAGCUACAUAGAUUAGCACUCUAGGAUAAACACCUGAGCUUCUACAGUAAUUUAAUGGUUAUCAAAAUCAAUUUUAACAAAUAUAAUAAUAACUUCUGUAAUCGUAAUAAUAAUCUUAAUAACAAGGUUAACAAUAAUAAACAAUUAAUGCUGCUUAAUAGUAAUAAUAGUAGUAAUAACAAUAGCUUUAGUAACAUAGAUAGUAACAACAAUAGCAGUAAAAUCAAUAACAAUAAUAAUAGUAGCAAUAACUUAAGAAUUUCUCUUUACUUCAAAAUUCUAAUUAAACUCUUAGUUAAGCAGCUGCUUUAUCUGGAGUAAACCCUAUUCUCUAGUUGUUACAACAAUAACAAACCCCUUAGUUACAAAAUUAAUUAGCUGCUGCUUCUGAUAAAGGAGGUUCCUUGCAGUAAUAACAAUUAGCUUAACUCCUAUCAGGUUAGUAAAACGCCUUGUUCUAAAAUGCAGCAGCUGCUCAAUAAUUACAAUCAUCUCAAGCUUAGCAACACGCUGCACUAUAAAACCUUUUAAAUCCUGUAUCGAAUAAUUAAAAUAUCCAAUAAUUAUUAUAAUAACAGUUUGCUGCUUAACAAUAACAGCAAUAAUAAUAAUAGAUGAAUUAACAAUCACAACAAGGAAAUGCAGCACAUCAAAUCUUACAUUAACAACUUCUUCUCUCCAAUCCUUCUUUACUCUAACAAUUUCUAUUGACUCAAGGAGCUGGACUUUCUUCCUUAGCCAAAACAGAAUAGUGA